Messenger RNA from Cicer arietinum (chickpea), 1509 nucleotides. RefSeq names its product tetraspanin-20. The record is from RefSeq and is a predicted model, not a curated record. Gene Ontology annotation, cellular component: membrane. Lineage: Eukaryota; Viridiplantae; Streptophyta; Magnoliopsida; Fabales; Fabaceae.
AAAAAAAUAUACGGGUGAUGUUGAAGAGUGAUUGAUGAGAUCUGAAAUCGAAAAUUGAAAAUAAGCUAAAAUCAGGAACCCUAACAUGCGCCCCAAUUGUUGCCAUUUUUCGUUAGCUUUCGUUCUCAAGUUUCUAAAUUUCCUUCAAGCAUUUGUUGGUUUUUCAAUUCUUCUCUAUUCCAUAUGGAUGCUCAAUCAAUGGGAUCAUCACAUUCCUCAACAACCACCACCUCUUCCUCAUUUCUCUCUCUCUCUUCCUCGCUCCCUUUCCCUUCAUUUCACUUCAUCAAUCAACCUUCCACCUCCUUGGUUCAUCUAUGCUUUCAUGUGUGUGGGAAUAUUGGUGUGCUGCAUUUCUUUCUUGGGUUGCAUUGCUGCUGAGAUUAUUAAUGGUUGCUGCUUGUGUUUUUACACUCUACUCAUCACAGUACUUGUUCUACUUGAGGCUACUCUGGUGGGAUUUGUUGCAAUUGAUCAUCAAUGGCAAGAGGAUCUUCCUGUUGAUCCAACUGGUCAACUUGAUAGCCUUCGAUCUUUCAUUGAAGAUAAUCAAAAUAUAUGUAAAUGGGUUGGCAUUAUUGUUCUUGUAAUUCAGACAUUAUCUCUACUGUUGGCAAUAAUUUUGCGAGCCACAGUUUCUACUCGAAGAGAAGAUUUUGAUGACGAGGAGCAAGAUGAUGUUAGGGGCAGAAGUAGGGAGCCCCUACUAAACCCUCAUUCUGGUCAAACUUCUGGGUCAAGCAAAGGUGAUAUCAGGGGAAAUCACUCUGACGUUUGGAGCUCACGGAUGAGAGAGAAGUAUGGAUUGAACAAUGGUGACAAGCACAGUUACGAAGCGUGAGUUCUAGGCAAUGAGUGCUUCUAGCCGUCAAGCAAUUCAGUGUGGUGUUGAUAUCUGAGUACAUAUGUAUAUCGUUUGUUUUAAUGCGUUAUUUGGUUUCAUUUAUUAUUCUGGGAAAUUUGUAACAUGUGCUAUAUAGUUCUGGUGUGUCUUUUUAACUAAACUUAUUGAAUUGGAGAGUAGCAAAAAGAGAAAAGUGAAAAAAAGAAGAUCAAGGACCCAGUCCCAGUUCAGUAUCCUAUCUAUGGUAUGCAGCGCUGAGUGCAGAGUUAUCGAACAAUAUGCUAAUGUGAAUCGUGGGCUUCACAUUAUGGUAACUCCAAAAACACAGCUCUCCUUCAUUUGGUUUGUGGUUUGAGCUUUGGUUUGUAACUGUAUAAUAAAUUUGUCAGCCUUCAAUUUUGUUAAUCUCAGUUUUGGAAAAGCUUGAUUGUGUGUUGAAUGGUGCAGUGUGGAUAGCAAAAGUCCUAGAGAAUUCAAACACUGUAGUAUUACUCUUUAAGUGAAAUACUAGCAUUUUGAACUUUGACAACAAGUGGUAGAGUUAAAGAGUUAGGAUUAUCUUCAUUUCUUCCAUUACUAAAGUUUUGUGUGUAUAUUUGCUCAUUUUUAAAACAUGUGACAUAGAUUUAACGUUUUUAUCAACUUUAUACAGAAAAUUAUAGUAA